Molecule: messenger RNA, 1039 nt
Organism: Eruca vesicaria subsp. sativa (arugula)
Lineage: Eukaryota; Viridiplantae; Streptophyta; Magnoliopsida; Brassicales; Brassicaceae
Source: the annotation of a GenBank genome assembly
UGAAAGCAGUGAGCAGUAAAUGUGCCAAACAUAUUCUUUAAACAAAACUAUUGCUUUUCUCUUCUUUCCCACGAAAACGAUAUAAUAAUAACGUUUUCAUAAAUCUUUUUAAGAAGUGAAAGAAAAUCAAAAUCAAAAUCUUCUUCCUAUAAAGUCUUCUCUCUUUCAUCUUAAUCACAACUCUUCUUUCAUCUCUAUCUCUCUUCUUGUUUUAAUGGCGACCCAAGAUUCCCAAGGGAUUAAACUCUUCGGCAAAACCAUAACACUCAACGCCAAUAAUCUCACACACACGAUCAAGAAAGAAGAGCAGCAACAACAGCCAGAGAUACAAACAAAACCAGCCGUUAGAUCGCCAUCAUCAUCAUCGGAUCUAACGGCUGAGAAGCGUCCAGACAAGAUCAUACCAUGUCCGAGAUGCAAGAGCAUGGAGACUAAGUUCUGUUACUUCAAUAACUACAACGUUAAUCAACCAAGACACUUCUGCAAAGGUUGUCAACGUUACUGGACCGCCGGUGGAGCUCUCCGGAAUGUUCCCGUCGGCGCCGGUCGUCGAAAAGCCAAACCUCCGGGUCGUGUCGGUGGGUUCGCAGAGUUGCUUGGGUCUGCUGCGACUGGAACCGUUGAUCAGGUCGAGCUUGACGCUUUGCUAGUGGAAGAGUGGAGAGCAGCGGCUUCUCACGGUGGUUUCCGGCAUGAUUUUCCGGUGAAGAGACUCCGUUGCUACACCGAUGGUCAAUCUUGUUAAUUUUCUUUUUCAUAUUAUUGGUUCUUGUUUCGGGUUUGGGUUUGGGUUUGGAUAUAGCCCAGUAGAAAGAACGUGUUAUGUUUGCUUUGAUUUGCUUACUGGUACGUACAGGCUAGCAACAGAAAUUAACUAGUUAAUUAAUUAAUUAAUUAAUUAGGAGGUCUAAGUACUUGCUUAUCUACUUAACAGCUGUCGCUUUUCUUUUUUAAUUUCUCUUGUUGAAAAAUUGUAGUUGUAAAUUGAAGCUCGUGGGAUUUUUCUGCUAUAAAGAAAAACGGUAAUGUUGACCAUAAU